AGUCCGGGGCUGUGGACGGACGGACGGAAUGGGGGGCUGGAUCCUGGGGCUGGGGCUGCUCGUGGCUCUGGCCACCUCCGGAGCCCGGGCCCUGAACGAGGAGGAGCGGCUCAUCCGCUACCUCUUUGAGGAGAAGGCUUACAACAAGAACCUGCGGCCGGUGGAGCGCCAGGGGGACAGGGUGGACAUCUCCUUGGCCCUCACCCUCUCCAACCUCAUCUCCUUGAAAGAAGUGGACGAGACCCUCACCACCAACGUAUGGAUUGAGCAUGGCUGGAUGGACAGCCGGCUCCAAUGGGAGAUGGCCGAGUUCGGAAACAUCAGCGUCCUGCGCCUGCCUCCAGACAUGCUGUGGCUCCCAGAGAUCGUCCUGGAGAACAACAACGACGGCACCUUCCAGAUCUCCUAUUCCUGCAACAUCCUCCUCUACCCCUCUGGCUGGGUCUACUGGCUGCCCCCUGCCAUCUUCCAGUCGUCUUGCCCCAUCUCCGUCACCUACUUCCCCUUUGAUUGGCAGAACUGUUCCCUCAAGUUCAGGUUGGACCCCUGGGCCUCCGGCCUCCGACCCCGGCCCCUUUUUCUGGCCAGGAGCCUCCCUGCCCGGGAAGGAGCAGCGUGGCCCUGGGGGGCGAGGGAAGGGGGGACCGCACUCGCACACUUUGGGGGGGCCCAGAAAAACGGGGAGUGGGAAAUCAUUCACCGGCCCGCCCGGAAAAACAUCGACCAGAGCGUCUCCCCGGCCAGCACCAGCCACCAGGACAUCACCUUCUACCUCAUCAUCCGCAGGAAGCCCCUGUUCUACAUCAUCAACAUCCUGGUGCCCUGCGUGCUCAUCUCCUUCAUGAUCAACCUGGCCUUCUACCUGCCUGCCGACAGUGGCGAGAAGACUUCGCUGACCAUCUCGGUCCUGCUGGCCCAGUCUGUCUUCCUGCUGCUCAUUUCCAAGCGUCUGCCCGCGACUUCCCACGCCAUCCCCCUCAUUGGCAAGUUCCUUCUCUUCGGCAUGGUCCUGGUCACCAUCAUCGUGCUCAUCUGCGUGGUCACCCUGAACAUCCACCACCGCACCCCCAGCACCCACGUGCUCUCGCAGGGGGUCAGGAAGAUGUUCCUGGAGACGCUGCCGCGCUUGCUGCACAUGUCCCAGCCCGAGGCGGAGCCCGCGCCCGGCUCCCAGGUGCGCCGCAGCAGCUCCCUGGGCUACAUCUCCAAAGCGGAGGAGUACUUCACGCUCAAGUCCCGCAGCGACCUCAUGUUCGAGAAGCAGUCGGAACGCCACGGGCUGGCCAGCCGGGUCACCCCCGCACGGCAGCCCCCGGAGUCUGAAGAGUCCCAGCAGGAGCUGCUGAAUGAGAUCCGGCCGGCCGUGGACGGGGCCAACUUCAUUGUCAACCAUAUAAGAGACCAGAACAACUACAACGAGGAGAAGGACAGCUGGGGCCGAGUGGCCCGGACCGUGGACCGCCUCUGCCUCUUCGUGGUGACCCCGCUGAUGGCGCUGGGGACGGCCUGGAUCCUCCUGCAGGGCAUGUACAACCAGCCCCCGCGACAUCCCUUCCCCGGGGACCCCUUCACCUACGCCGAGAAGGACAAACGCUUCCUCUAGGAGCCGCCCACCUGGUGGUCCCAGGCGGUCCCACGGCCCCUGCCUGGGGGGGAGGGGAGGGGCAUACCGCCCUGAAGUACCGGAGUCGGGGAGAGGGGCAAGGGCAACAUCCCGCCUCCUGCUGGGGUCCGGAAGGGCCGCCCUUCUCAAAGGGCCCAACUCAGCCCAGGGGGAGGAGGGCACGAAGGCCGCAGUCUGUCCGCUGAGGACUGAAGAGCCACUAACUGUGGCAGGCAGGGCUUCUUUAGCUAGGAAAUGAAGGAAGGAAAA
Molecule: messenger RNA, 1873 nt
Organism: Sarcophilus harrisii (Tasmanian devil)
Lineage: Eukaryota; Metazoa; Chordata; Mammalia; Dasyuromorphia; Dasyuridae
Gene: CHRND
Product: cholinergic receptor nicotinic delta subunit
Exons: 11
Coding region: 29-1603 (524 amino acids)
Biological process (GO): chemical synaptic transmission; regulation of membrane potential; nervous system process
Cellular component (GO): synapse; postsynaptic membrane; neuron projection
Molecular function (GO): transmembrane signaling receptor activity; acetylcholine-gated monoatomic cation-selective channel activity
Source: RefSeq, a predicted model, not a curated record